This is a messenger RNA of Cylicostephanus goldi, 492 nucleotides long. NCBI's taxonomy places the organism in Eukaryota, Metazoa, Nematoda, Chromadorea, Rhabditida, Strongylidae. The record is from the annotation of a GenBank genome assembly.
AUGCCGCCAAAGAAGCGUGCAUCCAUUGGAAGAGUUGAUCAUAAGGCCAAAGAGGUCAGGGAUCAAAGAGAGGCUGAGGUCUCUGAGCAGCAUCAGGAACGGCUAGAAGGCAAUCGUGUUAGAAUAGCCGAAGCGAGGGCAACGCAAACGCUGGAACAGCGUGAAGCAAAUCUCUCGCAAACUCGCUUGCGGCUUGCUGUUCUGAGAGCCUCAAAGACACAAGAAAGUCUCAACUCCCGACUGGAAGAGGAUCGAGUGAGACACGCUGAAACUAGGUCUCAAGAGACGGCAGAACAGCGCAUAUAUCGGCUCGAAGAGAAACGAUUGAGAACCGCUGAAACCAGAUCUCAAGAGACGGCGGAACAGCGCGAAGAUCGACUCGAAGAGAAUCGAUUAAGAACCGCUGAAACCAGGUCUCACGAGACAGAAGAACAGCGGGAACAUCGACUUGAGCACACUCGAAUGAGGGUGGAGGAGUCACGUAGAGAGUAG